AUGUCUUCUUCUUCUUCUACCACUAAACCUCACCCUUUGGAUCCCCUUUCAGCUGAUGAGAUACGUAGUGCAGCUGCCAUCAUCCGAGAAAAACGUGGCCAAGAUAAUACAACCUAUGUUUUCAACUCUUUGACACUCAAGGAGCCUGCCAAACAGCAAAUGAUGUUAUACCUUGGAUGGAUUAAGUCAUCAUCUCAACCCAAGCCUGUUUCCAUUGAUCGUGAGGUCUUUGCUGUGUUGAUUGAUCGUCCAUCUGGCCUAGUGCACGAGAUAACUGUGAACUUGAACAAGAAUGAGAUUACAAGCUGGAACAAGGUUGAGGGUAGACAACCCACUGUGAACGUUUUUGAGAUGCUGGAGGCCGAAAGGGAAAUCCUCAAGGAUGAGCGUGUGAAAGAGCAAUGCCGGCAGCUUGGUAUCACCGACAUGUCGAUGGUGUAUGCAGACCCUUGGGGAGUGGGUUAUCACGAGAUCAAGGGGAAACGUUUAGUACAAGCAUUGCUAUAUGCACGCACCUCGCCCAAUGACAACCAAUAUGCACAUCCUCUCGAUUUCAACCCUCUUUAUGACCUCAAUGCAAAAAAGGUGAUCGAUAUUGCGGUAUCCAAACGCCGUAACAGCAGCUUUGAGCGACCUGUAAUCCCCAUGGCCAACCAUCACUUUUUGCCGGAGCACUUGGGUGAGGAUCGUUUACGCAAAGACAUCAAGCCCAUCGAAAUUACACAACCCCAAGGAGUCAGCUUUUCUAUUCGUGAUGGCCAUCAGCUGCAUUGGCAAAAAUGGGACAUGCAUUUGUCAUUCAAUUAUCGGGAAGGUUUGGUGAUCAAUAACUUGAGCUACCGUGAUAUGGAUGGAACUGUGCGUCCUAUUAUCUACCGGAUGUCACUUGCUGAGAUGGUGGUUCCUUAUGCAAACCCAUACAAGCCUUACAAUCACAAGAUGGCUUUUGACGUUGGUGAAUACGGCCUUGGCAACCUUACAAACUCCCUUGAGCUUGGAUGUGAUUGUGUUGGCAAGAUUUGUUAUUUGGAUGCCGUGCUGAGUGACCUCAAUGGUGACCCUUGGCAUAUUCCCAAUGCCAUUUGCAUCCAUGAAGAGGAUACUGGUUUAUUGUUCAAGCAUUCUGAUUAUCGUACUGGCAAAGCACACUCUGCUCGGUCACGUCGGCUUGUCAUUUCACAUAUUGUCACCGCUGCAAACUACGACUAUGGGCUGUACUACUACUUUUAUCAAGAUGGCACGAUUCAAUAUGAAGUUAAGGCUACGGGCGAGUUGAAUACACAAGUACUUGCAGCUGAUGAGGAUGCUGCGCCUUAUGGAACCAUUGUUGCACCACAAGUGGAUGCCCAACAUCAUCAACAUUUAUUCAGCAUGCGCAUUGAUCCAAUGGUGGAUGGUCCAAACAACUCCGUUGCCGAGGUCGAUGUUGUUGCUUCAGACUUGCCUGUGGGUCAUCCACACAAUAGCGUUGGCAAUUCAUUCUAUCCUGUGACCAAGGUGUUUAAUACCACUGACGAGGCCAAGACCAUGGCAAGCAUUGAGCGUCAUCGAACAUGGAAGAUUAUUAACGAGAGCAAGAUCCAUCCAUAUGCCAAGCAGCCUGUGGGAUUUAAAAUGAUGGCUCAUCCUACACCACCUCUCUUGCCAAAGCCUGGAUCCAUUGUUUAUGAGCGUGCCAUGUUUGCAAGCAAGACGUUGUGGGUAACGCCUCAUAACGACCAACAACGCUUCCCUGGAGGCUUUUACUGCUAUCAAAGCGAACCAAGCGAGAACUUGGGCCUGCCUCAAUGGACAAAGGAGACUCAAAAUGUGCGUGAUACCGAUAUUGUUUGCUGGCUCAACUUUGGCAUCACCCAUAUACCACGUGUCGAGGACUUCCCCAUCAUGCCAAUAGAGACCUGUGGUAUCAUGCUCAAACCUGUCAACUUUUUCCUUGGUAAUCCCGGCAUUGACAUUCCUCCCAGCACACGUCAAUCAACAAAGAGCGCCUAUGCAAACGAUGCAACAUGCUGUCGCAGGAAUAACCUCUAG
Lichtheimia ornata is the source of this 2031-nucleotide messenger RNA. RefSeq lists its product as uncharacterized. Lineage: Eukaryota; Fungi; Mucoromycota; Mucoromycetes; Mucorales; Lichtheimiaceae. The coding region runs from base 1 to 2031 and encodes 676 amino acids. Gene Ontology annotation, biological process: amine metabolic process. The transcript has 4 exons. Gene Ontology annotation, molecular function: primary methylamine oxidase activity; copper ion binding; quinone binding. The record is from RefSeq and is a predicted model, not a curated record.